Monopterus albus (swamp eel) is the source of this 11647-nucleotide messenger RNA. RefSeq names its product zinc finger, ZZ-type with EF hand domain 1 (gene zzef1). The coding region runs from base 218 to 9337 and encodes 3039 amino acids. NCBI's taxonomy places the organism in Eukaryota, Metazoa, Chordata, Actinopteri, Synbranchiformes, Synbranchidae. Gene Ontology annotation, molecular function: zinc ion binding; calcium ion binding. The transcript has 55 exons. The record is from RefSeq and is a predicted model, not a curated record.
GUAAAUGGGAACAACACAGCGCCUGCGCAAACUAAUAACGCAAAGGACGUUUCAGGGAAGUUGACGUACACUACGUCAAUGCGGUAGUAGCUGGUGAAAGACAGAACUCUAGCUGUUAGGUUAGGGACUUCUGUGUACAGACCGGCACAAGCGUCUCAAAACUGACACCCGGUGGGCUGCAGAGAUUUUAGGGGAAACCUAGGUCGGUGAAAAAAACAUGGGGAACGGAGAGAGCGGCUGCGGUGGAGGCAGCGGCGAUGAAGAAGACAUAGAAACAGAGAGCCCCGGGUUCGCGGAAGACAGUCCGGCCUCAACGGGUACUGGCGGCGGUGUCGGAGGCGCUGGAGGUUUCGCUUCUGGGAGAAGCGGAAGGGGAUCGAAUAACCUGCCCGUGUCCACUGGUGGACCCCCUAGCCCCGGGGUCCUCCUAGAGCAAGUGAAACUGCGAGAAGCGGCGGCCCGUAUUAGUGAUUCUGGGGUCGCUAUUCAGGAGUCUGUCCUGGCCGGGAAUGAGAGUGUCUUGGUACGGUGGUUGGAGGACCGGUUAAACCGAGGAGAAGAGUCUGUCAAUGUGGAACAAUUCUGUGAGAUGUUGGAAAGCAGAGAUGCCCCGAGAGAUGAAUGUGAAGAGGCCUUUGGGCAGUUUGAUGCAGAGGGGGAUGGAGUGGUGGAUGUAGAGAGCAUGCUGAUUGCUCUGAAGAACUCAAACGGGGCUAAUCUACAGGGAGAGCUGAGUCAUGUGAUAAGACAGCUACAAGCGUGCUCCCUAACACCAGGUUUUGUUGACAUUUUUUCCAAGACCAAAGACCGGUUAGGGGCACAUGCCUCUAAGAUCCUUAAGUUCUUACACAGGAAUCGUAUUCCCAGCAGUGCCAUCCCAUUCCCUAUCUUAGAGGGCUACAAUAGCAUCUGCACCAUGAGGUCCAGUGUGGUCCAGGACUACUUGGAAUUUCUCUUGCAGAAGGAGAAAGAGCUUCCAGCAGAGCUGGAUCGUGAUCCAGAGGUAGACAAGGUCAAGGUGGUCACACAGUGCUACAGCACAAUAGAAGCCUCAUCCAAUGUUGCUGACAUUUACAAGAUGACAAAUGGAGAAACUGCAUCUUUCUGGCAAUCAGAUGGCAGUGCACGCUCACACUGGAUCAGACUAAAAAUGAAACCGGAUGUGGUUCUGAGACGCCUGGCCAUUGCUGUGGCUUCUAAUGACCAUAGCUACAUGCCUCAAAUGGUGUCAGUUGCUGUGGGGAAAAACCGUCGUAACCUGCAGGAGAUCACAGAUAUCCGCAUCCCCAGCAAUGUCACAGGCUACGUAGCUCUCUUGGAGAAUGCUAACAUCACACACCCGUACAUACAGAUCAACAUUAAGCGGUGCCUGAGCGAUGGAUGUGACACACGGAUUCAUGGCUUGAAGACACUGGGCUAUCAGAUUACCAAGAGUAAAGAGGUGUCUGUUUCGGAUGCUUCAGCCAUCUGGUAUCUGUCUCUCCUCACCUCCUUGGUCACUGCCUCCAUGGGGACUAACCCUGCACUGGCUCACAUUGUUCUGCAGAACACACAAAAAGCCUUACGGCACAUGCCACCAUUGUCCCUAACACCAUCAUCCACAGAGUUCCCCAAGUUCUUCUCUGUGAACAUCCUGGAGGAGGUGGAUGGAUUUUUGCUCAGGAUAGCAGACUGCUGUGAGAGUCCCAAUGCAGAAAUAACCCUCCUGGCCUUUGCUCUGGCUAGAGGCAGCGUGGCAAAAGUCCUUCAGGCUCUGUCUUGCAUCAGUGAUCAUUUAGAGACUGAGUAUAAGGCCUCCUCCCUCAUCAUGUCUAUGGCCUCCGUUAGGUUGCGACUGCUCUAUUGCAAUGGGAAGCCCCUCCAGCUGCACCUACAGGCCUGUGAUGUAAAGAGCAAAGAGGAGAAGUCUGGACCAGAGAACAUGCUCACAGAAUCCUCCACUGGAGAUGGUUUUCUAACGGAAAGUGGCAGGAAGACAGCCAGUGUGAUCUUGUCAACAGAGGACCAGAGCAACUUCCAGGUCACUCAGAUGAAGAUCAGAGUGCGAAAAGGAGCCAUUGGAGCAAAAUGUGGCUUGGUGUUUGCAUACAAGGAGGAAGACCCGUUUGAUGCCGAGAAACAUUUCAAGAGGUUCAAAAAGUAUGAUACCUGGGGCUACAAGGGCUACAAAGACUUUAUACAAGACAGUGUGAAGAUUCCAGCUCAGUCUGAGGAUGAGCCAAUUGGCUGGUUUGAGCUUGAGGAUGACUGGAACGAUGUGGAAAUCAAGCUGCAGCAGUGUCGUGUUGCAAAGUUCCUGAUGGUGAAGUUCCUCUGCGCCAGGCAAGAGUCUGCUGAGCGUCUUGGGGUGCAGUCGCUCAGCUUCAGUGGAUACCUGUGCCCUGGGGCAGAGAGACUAGCAGACCUGGAUGACCUCAGUGCAGAGGGAGACAGCUUCGACCAUGAUGCUGUCACUGGCCUUUGUCUACUUAACAAGACGCUAUUUUUCAUUCAACAGCUUACACGAGACAUGGUAACUACUGAUCACUGCUUGAAGGAUGCAUCACACUUCAAGCAGAGGUCUCUUCUGGACUUCAGUGGGCUCAGUCUCAACCUCUUCUGGAACUUCUACAGUAAACUCAGGGACAUUGAGGGAGAGGAAGUGUUGAAGAGCAGAGUUCUACUGCUCCAGUUGAUGCAGAACUGUUUCCCUAUGCUACCCAACCCACUGGAGUCCCGGGGCCCAGAGGCGAACAGAGAGCCAGAUGAGAGAGCCACAGCAGCAGAUUGCUCAUCCACCUCCAGCAGUGGAGAGCCUCUGAAUGACUCUGUUAGAGCUGUGUGGGAACUCUACACUCACCUCUGCCACAUUGUGGAUGGUCCAGAGGGCAAGACAUCAGUGGAAAACUCUUUGCACAAGGAAGCAGUCAAAACCAUUCUUAAUGGAGCUGCUGUUUUCUUUCCUGAUAAACAUGUCAGGCGGGACAAACUUUUCCACAUGAUGAAAAACAUUACAGAAGAGGUUCAGUCAGAGUCAGUAAAGGUGACAUUUGAAUCACUUUGUAAUUACUUCAGUGACCAGGAUCCAAGUGGCCUUCUCCUGCUCCCACCUAAAGGAGCUCCCUCAGACUUUGACAUCAGUCCUAUACUGUCAGUCAUGGAGACACUGCUACUGGUGGCACAAAGAGAGUGUGAAGUUAUGAUGGUGGAUGAGAGUGCUGGAGCCAGCAGGACAGUGUUGCUGACCUUGUUCUGGGCACUGCAGAGUAGUCUGCUCUCCUGGUGCUACCUACAGCUCAAAGGAGCAGCUUCCACGGCUAUAUCUAUGGAGCUGGCCAGAGGCAUCCUACUACAGUAUGUGGAUCAGUUUUUGGGAAGCAUAAAGACAACCCUUGGCUCCAUGAUGGAGAGGUACACCAGUGCUGAAAUUACUGACAAACUAGGCAGCUCCAUCCUAGCCACAGUCUUCAGACAGCUGAUGAUUUUCCUCCUGGAGCUGUGCUCUUUGGACAUCCCUCACAGUGUGCUGCUGAAGAGCUUCUCUUGUCUGGUCGAGCUACUCAAAAGCUUAUCCAGUGCUACUGGAGACAUCUUUUCUAAGGUGGAUCAGGAGAGCUGGCACCAGCCCCAGCAGCCAGUGGUGCUGAGGACCUGGAACAAGGAGUCCCCUCACAACUAUGAGAACAGCCGCCAUGAAACCAGCAUCUUUGCCUGCCCGGGCACUACCUCCUUUGAGGUGGAGUUUGAUGAACGCUGUGAGACAGAGAAGAGAUAUGACUACCUAGAAUUCACAGAUUCUAGAGGUGGGAAGAUCCGCUAUGAUAUGAAAGUUGGAACUGAGAAGUGGCCAAAGAAAGUGACAUUUGAUGCUGGCCCUCAGCUCCAGUUCCUUUUCCACUCUGAUAGCAGUAACACCGAGUGGGGUUACAAGUUCACGGUGAGAGCUCUGGGUCUGCCAGACAUCACCAUUUCUUGGAUGUCAGACCUGCAGCUGCUGGUGGCUCGUCUGAUGGGCCGUCUCGCAUCUAGAACACUGGCGCUGAAAUCCCCUCAUGAGAUACGCACCAUAAAGGAACUUCCAUCAGGAAAAAUGACCCAUGUUCAGUCUUCUCCUUUAUGGAAGCCCAUCCUGCGACAUGGAAUGUGUGAAACAAGGGAGAUGAAUCAGUCCAAAGCAUCUACAGACCAGGCAAAUACAUGGUCACUUGAUGAGUUAAGGAGCUUCUUGGAGGAUUUUGCCUGUUGGAACCCGUCCGAGGACCCAACAGACAGUAGAACAGAGCUCAUGAGGACCCUCAUGCAGUCCUGUAGAAAACAGUCAUUGAGGAGCGAGAUAGCUGCCGGGCCAAACACAGACCAAGCUGUGAAUGCCAUAUGGGCAGCUAUGGUAUACCACACUCCGACCCUCAGCCAUGCCCUGAAGAGCUAUGUUCAUCAGGACUGCAAGUCUUGUCUAAGUGAUGAGUUUGUGCAGGUGUAUUCAUUGGCAGACAGCAUCAGAACAUGGAUGUUGGAGAUGAAGCAGAGGUACCUAGUUGGCAAAAUGAAUCUUCCUGACAAGACAGAAGGGAUUCCUGAUGAAGUUACUAUGGACAUACUAGCUGACAUGUGUAUUGAGAAGAGCCUCUUGCUGUUCAGAUUUGCCCCUUGUGGAGUAACACACCAGGACAGUGACUCAUUCAAAGCUACAGAGGGUAGCAGUGCUCUAUUCCACCGCUCAAGUUCGAUCUCUGAAGGGGACUUCCAGGCCUGCACCCCUGUAGGACUUCAGCCUGCAGACUCUGAGGAAGGCGGUGAGGCCAGGGCAGGACAGAGCAAGUCCUUUGGCACUCAAACCCAAAACUCAUCUUCAUGUUGGCACAGCAGGCGGAGUAACCGGGACUCCACAGAGAGCCUCUCUUCCCAGCCAGGGGAGCCAGCCUCACCCUCUGCUUUGCCCCGGAAAGCCCCGUUCAGUCGGGCACGGCUACGCCUUCUGUCUUGUCGAUCUAUAGAGGAGCCCCGCAUGACCCCCUCUGUCAAGGAUCGCUACCCAAUACUCAAACACAUCCUAAAUUUUAUAAGGGACCAGGCUCUCACAACACCAAGCAUUCUACAGACCCUGUCCCUGAACAAAGCCCAGGCUCUGAGUGUGUGCAAGGUCCUGGAGAUGGUUCAACAGUGUUUACAUUCCCUUGGAAAGCCACACCUCUUCCAAGCCCCGUGCAUCCUGUUUCUACAGGAGCUGCUGGCUUGCCAAAAAGACUUCACCAGUUAUUUCUCGCAGAUGUCAGACGGUGGGCAGAAGCUCGGAGAGCAGGUGAGGCAUUCCUACCAUCAGCUGGUGCUCAUGCUGGUGGAAGCAGUACAAGACUUCAGCAGCCUUAAUGAGAAAGCCCUGCUACCAGCCUUAUCAUGUGUGCAGACUUGUCUGUUGCACCUUUUGGACAUGAGCUGGGAGGUGCAUGACCUUGCUCUCUUCCUGAAUAUCAAGCUACCUGACCUCCUGCUUAGCAUGUCCCAGGAGAACAUCAGUGUUCACGACAUUGCCAUCAGUCAAUGGACAGAGGAAGAUGAAAUCACAGACUACAAGAAGAACCAGGAGUGGAUGGAUGAGUGUAUGGAUGGAAUGUUUGAAAAGUGGUAUGACAAAAUCGAUGAGGAGGACUCCAUGGAGGACAGGAGAAAGAUGCACAUGUUCAUUGCACGUUAUUGUGACCUGCUGAAUGUUGUCAUCUCCUGUGAUGGCUGUGAGAGGAUGGCACCUUGGCACCGCUACCGAUGUCUGCAGUGCAUGGACAUGGACCUCUGCAAGACCUGCUUCCUCAGUGGUGCCAAGCCUGAAGGCCAUGAGGAUGACCAUGAGAUGGUGAACAUGGAAUAUGCUUGUGACCACUGCCAGGGGCUCAUUAUUGGCAGCAGGAUCAACUGCAACGUGUGUGAAGACUUUGACCUGUGCUUUGGUUGCUACAAUGCAAAGAAAUAUCCUGACAGCCAUUUGCCCACCCAUCGGAUCACAGUGUAUCCCAUGGUGACCAUACGAAUCAGUGACCGUCACCGUUUGAUCCAGCCCUAUAUCCACAACUAUUCCUGGCUGCUCUUUGCUGCUUUGGCCCUGUACACAUCAGAGCUGAGCAGUGAGAAGCAGGUGGAGGGAGAGUCUUUGGGCAGCAACCCCUUGAGCCAAACCUCUGCCCUACAGACACGCUGCUCCCAGCUUAUCACUGAUUGCUUACUCAAAGGGCAGACUGGCAAAGGUCUACGCUCCUCAGCUUUGCUUGCUCUGCUGUCUUCCAAUGAAUCAGCUUCUGAUAGUGACCUGUGUCCAUGCUCUCCCGAGUCCUCUCAGGAGCCCAGUAUGGCCACUGACACCUCAUCUCUCUCUGGCAGCACUGCUGCGAUCUGCUCCCCAUCAGCUCCUAGAGACAAGAGUGAAUCAUCAGCUAAGGAGAAAAAGGCAAUUCCCCUUGCUCCUCCAGAGGUGUCAUCCCCCCCAAGCACUGGAGAGGGAGAGAAGAAGAAGGUGGUUACUCAAGACAACCUGGGCUCCCCCAUUCUCAGCCAGUCACCUUCUGUGUCCAGCGAGGACCCCCUCUCUCCUAUGGUCCAACCUUCAGAGUCUGGACUAGGGCCAGUCAACUCUCCAGAAGUGGAUGGUGUCAAGGAGACAGAUGAGAGGCUGCCCCAGGUUCCCCUCCAGGAGCAUGUGUUUUCAGAGUGCUCUAGAGAAAGGAUUCUGGGACUGCUAGCAGCCAUGCUGCCACCAGCCAAACCAGGCAGCACCCUGUCUCUGCCCAGCCUGAGCUCAAUCUUGCCCCAGCUUUUCAGAGCAGUCAUUUCCAAUGCUGGCUCUCUCAAUGAGACCUACCACCUCACUCUGGGACUACUGGGUCAGCUGCUGCUCCGGAUUUCUCCGACAGAGGCCGACGCUGCUGUCACAGAGGCCCUGGCUGACAAAUAUGAGCUGUUGUCACAAGGAGAGGCAGCCAGUUCAGACACCCAGGGCUGGAGGACCACUCAGCUGCUUUUCAGUCUUGGAGCCAUCUGUUUAGACAGUCGUAUCGGUCUGGAUUGGGCGUGCACAGUGGCAGAUAUUUUACACAGUCUGAAUGCUUGUCCUGAGUGGACCACAGUUAUUGCUGCCUUCACUGACCAUUGCUUUCAGCAGCUGCCACAAACUCUCAAACGCACCAACCUCUUCACCCUCCUGGUGCUGGUGGGCUUCCCUGAGGUGCUGUGUGUGGGGACCCAGACGAUGUUUAUCGACAAUGCCAAUGAACAGCACAACAUGAUCUUGCUCAAACAUUUCACAGAAAAGAACCAUGCCGCAGUAGUGGAUGUUAAGACACGCAAGAGGAAAACGGUAAAGGACUACCAACUCAUCCAGUCACAGGAUUCCAGUACAGCUGGCCUCCCAGGGCAGUCAGAGGGCCAGGACUUUCCAGAGACGCUGCUCAGCCGCUACCUGAGCAGUUUCACCUCCAUCAUCAGCCACUUGCUGCAGACCAACCAGGACAGUGGCUCUGCUGACGCUGUGGAGGCUUCCUGGGUUCUGUCCUUGGCCCUUAAAGGUCUCUACAACACACUGAAGAAGCACGGGGUGGCACAAGCUCAGGACACCAUUCAGAAGUCAGGACUGACCCAGCUGCUGGUGAGGAAGUGCAGCAAGGGGACUGGCUUCAGCAAGCUCUGGUUGCUGCGAGAUCUAGAAAUUCUGUCCAUCAUGCUCUACUCCUCUAAGAGGGAAAUACACUCCAUGGCUCAGGACCCUGAGCGAGACCGAAGAGAGCAGGAGAAGGAGCCUGACUCAGACCACUCCAAUUUCGGCACUGAAGGCACAGAGGCCAGUAGGCUAGAUCCAUUGGAGGGUCUCGAUGAGGAGACAAAGAUUUGCUUCCAGAUCACCCAUGAUGCCUUAAACGCCCCCCUGCCCAUCCUCAGGGCCAUGUAUGAACUGCAGAUGAAGAGAACUGACUCCUUCUUUCUGGAGGUGCAGAAGAGGUUUGAUGGAGAAGAGAUAAAAACAGAUGAGACUAUCCGUUCGCUGGCCCAGAAGUGGCAGGCAACAAGGCGGACUUGCUCUGAAGAGAGGAACACCAAGGCUGUGGACACUGAUAUGAUUGUGGUGUCCUGCGUGUCUAAGCCCAGUCACUGUGAAAAGGCAACAGAGGAGAGCAAUGUAGUGGCACAAAAGCUCAUCACCAGUUCAGAGAGUGACUUACAGCUCAGCUAUGCCAAACAGAGGCGCACCAAGAGCUCAGCUCUUUUGCACAAGGAAUUGGAUGUGCGCAGCAACAGGGCAGUUCGUCAGUAUCUGGUGAAGGUCAACCAGGCCAUCGCCACACUGUACGCCCGCCACGUGUUAGCCUCACUGCUGGCAGACUGGCCUGCAGAGGCAGCACUGAGCGAGGAGGCCCUGGAACUGAACGGUGCCUCACACAUGGCCUACAUCCUAGAUAUGUUAAUGCAGCUGGAGGAGAGGCCCCUCUGGGAGAAGAUUCUCCAGAGGGUGCUGAAGGGUUGCAGCCAGAGUAUGCUGUGCAGUCUGUCUCUAACGGCUUGCCAGUUCAUGGAGGAGCCCGGUAUGGCCGUGCAGGUCAGAGAGUCCAAACACCCAUAUGACAACAACACCAACUUUGAGGAUAAAGUGCACAUCCCAGGGGCCAUCUACCUGUCUGUAAAAUUUGACUCCCGCUGCUACACAGAGGAAGGCUGUGAUGAGCUCAUCAUGUCCAGCAGCAGUGAUUUCCUCCAGGAUGUCCACAAUUUCAGUGGCUCUCCUCAGAAAUGGUCUGAUUUUGAGAUCCCUGGUGAUACCCUGUACUACAGGUUUAUGUCAGACAUGAGCAACACAGAGUGGGGCUACAAGUUCACUGUUACAGGAGGCCACAGAGGACGUUUCCAGACAGGUUUUGAGAUACUGAAGCAAAUGUUAGCUGACAACCAAGUGCUUAGUCACCUGCCACUUGCUGACAUCUGGGAAUGGCAGGUGGGCGUGGCCUGUCGCCAGACUGGGAACCAGAGGCUCAAAGCCAUUCACUUGUUGCUCCGCCUCCUGCAGUGUCAAUCCCAAACAGCCUGUGAGUUGAAGCUGCUGCGACCUCUUUGGCGCCUCUUUAUGUCCAUGGAGAACAGCCUGAGUCAGGAUCCCACCAGUAUCACUGUGUUGCUGCCUCUUCACAGAGCCCUCACUGAACUCUUCUUCAUGUCAGAGGCCCGGGCCAUUACACAAGGCAUCCUCCAAGAGUACUUAUUAGCCAUGACCACUGAUGAACAGCUCCUCAAUCACACUGCAAUGGCUCUGAAGAACAUCGCUGCCAUAAGCCUGGCUAUCAAUUACUCCAAUAAAUCUACCAAGUUACUCAACAUGUCCCCUUGAGAGACCCACAGAGAGAAAGGAGGACAGCGACCCAGAGGGACACGUCCUGACUCAGCAUGUUCCCUUUGAACAGAGAAAUAAGGGAGAAAACUCUCAGUGACCAUCCAGUGCUUACAUUCUAACAGGACCACACCUCCGCACUGGUAACUGCACUACUGGGGGCACGAGCUCUGGAGAGUGACUCAGACAGCACUUUCCACACUUAUCCACAAUCCUUUUUUGCCUUAGGUGAUUCCAGUUUAUCAGCAUGUGCAUUCACUGGAACAGGGACAGUUGUAGGGUCUAUAUUUGUCUCCUUUUUAAUUUUGUUUUUUACUUGAAGAUGCCAUGGUAAAGGAUAGGACGUUUGCCAAAUUUGCAAACUUCAAGGGGAUGUAUGUUCCUUUUUUUCCUUGUAAACAGCAGCCACUCUGGGCCACAUUCUGUAGUUGAUCAUGGUGAAAACGGGUCACCUUGGUGACUUGCACAUCUCAGUGGACAUGCAGAGCAUCCUAAAAAUACUGCCCAGGACAGUGGAGUCUCAUUAGUCAACACAGGGAGCAAGAACCGACCUCCUAGCUCAUGCCACUCCUUCCUUCCUUCUUUCUUUUCCUUCUUUUAUCCUUUUGUCUGUAUUUCUCCUCUCAUUCUUCCUUUCUUUUUCAAACAACAGAUGAGGUUGAUGGUAUUUUUUAGGGCUCUUGUUGAAAAGCUGGAAUAAAUACAUCAUUGUAGUAGUCCUAGACAUAUACAGUAUCUGAUCUGCAAAUUUUUGUCAGUAUAAUGCACAUUAAGCUUCACUUCUGACACUUUGAUCAGGCUGAACAGUAAAAAGAUAAUGGUCACAAUAGCCAUAUUCUGUGCAUAGGAUGGCAUCUGGCAUCACAGCUAAGGGAAAACUGUGAUAAUAUACUAGUGCAAUGCAUUCCUCCAUGUUAUUCUAUUAAUAUGUUGAAAUAUUUUCACUCCAUUACUAGUAUAUGAAUGAAAGACCAUUAUGAUGUCAAAUCACUCAUGGAAAUGAGUAACAGCAAAAAAAAAAAAAGUCACUGAAAAAUCCAGAGUCUCUUAGAGCCCUGCAGUUUUAUCCACAGGUAUAUUUUAUAUUUUAUCUAAUGUUUAGUUUUGUUUAAAAACAGUUUGACAGUUCACAGCAGUGAAAGCAAAACCUAAGUCAUUUCAUUAUGCUUUCACAUUAUUCUUGUGUACUGUCACAAAUUGUAAGAAUAUAACACAAUAUCAAUACCAGAGCAAACACUGCUGAUUCCCACUCUUACAAAGUUGGACAGUUACAUCACUUAUGAAACUUAAUUGACUGUCAUUCUUCAGAAUUGAAGUUGAUACACUGAUAAACAUAAAGGUGACUGUAAAAUAGACACUUUGCCCACUUAUUCACUAGUAACACAUCUAAUAUUUGUUGAGCUGAGAAGAUUGGAUUCUUCAAUGCUGAAUUACCUCAUCUUUUGUAAUUACACAGGUAAUUGUGUGAUGCUUCCUUAAAUGUUGAAUGUGACAAUGUGAUAUGCAACAUUAACUCCACAUUUUAUAAAGCUGAAACCCAUCUGUCGCUAUAUCCACAUCAGUCACAUGUCCUUUAUGUCAAAAAACAUCAAGUUUUGUAUGCUGGUAAAAACCUAAACAUCAGUCUCAGAGAGAGUGAAAUGGGGUUUUGUUUUUCAGUCGUUAUUGUCUGAAUUUCUAGCAGGUCAUGGUGGUUUAUACCAAAGAAACCAAUCAUUGUGAGCCAUGGCAUUCUCCUGAUAGCGCUCCUUCUCUAUUUAUCACAUAUCAGAUAGUUACCCUGUGAGAAGCUGGAGCAGAGGAAACCUUUAGACAUUGUAUUUUUCUUUCUUGCUUUCUGAAAUGGUCCCUAUAAAGACUAGGACAGCUUGGUGGUUUUGUUUACACAGACAUAGCUGCAGUGAGGAGAGAGGAAGACAUACGUGACCUCCAUUUGGCUUCUACAACGCCUCACUUAUCUACAACGUGCCUAUGGUUAAUAAUGAAGCAAUCAUAAUUUAACUCAUGUUAGUGGAAUAAUUAUUAAUUCUAUUUUAAAAGAAAUGUAGUUUAAUUUGAAGUUUUUCUAACUUUUUACUUUUAAUGUUUUCUUUUGUGAGGGUGCUUGAUAUUUGAAGCUGACUAAUUUGAAUGUACAUAUCUGUGAAUAAUACUUGCACAAAAAAGGACUUUGAUAUCAGUCCCAUAUAAACUUUAUUGGGCCACUAACAGAUGGACACUGAUUCUGAUUUUGUAUGCAUGGCACAAUUGAAGAUAAUUGAAAAAACGGUAGUACUGCUUGGGUUGAAAUGUGAUUUCUAAUAAAAAUAG